Molecule: messenger RNA, 444 nt
Organism: Ixodes scapularis (black-legged tick)
Lineage: Eukaryota; Metazoa; Arthropoda; Arachnida; Ixodida; Ixodidae
Product: protein ANTAGONIST OF LIKE HETEROCHROMATIN PROTEIN 1-like
Exons: 3
Coding region: 1-444 (147 amino acids)
Source: RefSeq, a predicted model, not a curated record
AUGCAGGUCAUGAGAGAUCAAGAACCCCAGUUUUUUUUUAGGUUCUACCGCAUGUCGCCGCAGCUUUUCGACAAGCUACACCGGCUUGGUGCCGAGAGGCUGACGAAACAGCACGUCGUGCGGGAGCCGAUCACCUCCGGCGAGCGCCUGGCGAUGACGUUGAGGUACUUAAGCUCUGGCAAUCCCAUCAUGGAUAUCGCCAUGGAGUUCCGGGUGGGCCUUGAGACGGCCCGUGAAGCAAUUCACUUGACGUGUCGGGUGUUGUGGGAGGAGCUGGCCCCCCGUUACAUGAAGCCUCCCAGUGAACAAGACUGGCAAACCAUCGCAGAUGCCUAUUGGAUGCGGUGGCAAUUCCCAAACUGCCUUGGGGCUGUCGAUGGGAAACAUGUGCAGGUUGAAGCACCAGCCAACUCGGGCAGCCUCUACCACAAUUACAAGGUAUAG